AUGAAAGUUUGUAUCAAGUAUUGGCUCGUCGCUGUUGGCUGUUUGGGGAUGUUGUAUAUUUACUUCCUUCCAAAACUAAACAGGUCUUUUGGUAUUAUUGACCAGGAACAUGUACUUUCAAAAUUUAACGUUUUUCAGUCUCCCACGAAAAAUAUCAAUCAUGAUCAUCCUUCAAUUUCACUGUACAUGAGAAUGUCAGGUAAAAGAGAUGACCACAGACAUAGAUUUUACUGCAAUAUGUUGAAGACGAUUCCUCUUUUCUGGCCAGGAUGGCUAGGUAAAAUGGUUCUUGUACUUGAUGAAGAAUCAGAGAAGGAUCACGCCUUCGGUGAAACACUAUUGAAUCAAACGAAAGAACAUUUUCCCAAUCAAACUUUUCAAGUAAAAUACGAGCCACUACCAAAAGAUCCGUUGGUUUUAACUUAUCCUGGUCAGCUAAAUCAACCUGGUUAUAAUCGUCAGUUAUGGAGCAGCUUUUUCAUAGAUCUUUACACCGAUGAUGAGAUGAUAGCUUGGUUAGAUAGUGAUUCGCCAUUUAUUUUCCCUGUAACCAUAUCAACUAUAAAGGCAAAUGGCAAAGUAAGAAUUCUUGGUUCAGAAUGUGCAAUGAAAUUUGACUGGGGAGAAUCAUGGGCAAAAACCACAAAGUUAGCGAUAGGACUACCACAAGUUGCUGAUUUUAUGACAUACUUUCCUGUGUACAUCUACCGUGACACGUUUACACACUGCAGAGACCACAUAUUAAAAAACUUCAAUACAAGUAACUUUGAAGAAGCAUAUCAACAAUUUCACGAAACAAGCAAUGCUCUUUCUCCAGUAAACGUUAUCAUCAGCUACGCUUGGUUCUUUGAGAAAGAUCGCUACGACUGGAAUAUAGAAAUGUGCAGUGAUUUGAAUGUUUACAACAACCGUUUACCUGAAGGCCACAAAAUUCAGAAAAAUGACACAGUUAAUCGAAAUAGAUUAUUAGUUCAACCUCAAACUGCAUACCAUGGACCGUUGAAUGCCCAAGAUUACUAUGCAAAACUCAUUCCAAUUUCCUACUGUUUGUCAAUAAGUGAAGCUGCCAAGAGUGAAGACAUGUGUAUAAAAUAUUCGCGAUUGGAUCUCAAUCGCUUAUUUAAUCUAUUCAAAUCAGAUAUGCACAGCUUAAAAGAAAGGUUAAAUAUUCCCCAUCCAUGUAUUGGAAAUCACACUCAGUAUUGCUUAAAGAUCUUAAAACGUCAUAUCAAGAAUGUUGGUGUUGAAAUCAAAGAUAACAAACGAAGAAUGACAUGGGAAGACGUCACAACAGUUGUUUCUAUAGCCCGCAAACUAGGUGUAAAUUGUCCACCCCAACCAGUUUAAUAAUCAUAGUUACAAUAUAAAUAUGUCUGUAGUAAAGUGGGCAUAUGGCCAUUCUUAUCAUUUGAUUACUUUAGAUAAUUUUAAAUGGAAAAAUUAUAUAAUCUCUUUUUUA
This is a messenger RNA of Xenia sp. Carnegie-2017, 1459 nucleotides long. RefSeq lists its product as uncharacterized. The transcript has a single exon. The record is from RefSeq and is a predicted model, not a curated record. Lineage: Eukaryota; Metazoa; Cnidaria; Anthozoa; Malacalcyonacea; Xeniidae. Bases 1 to 1347 code for a protein of 448 amino acids.